AUGGCCCUGAGCCGGGGUGCUAGCCUCAUUCUCCGUGAAGACCUAGAGAAGACACCAAGUCCCAACUCCUGUGAGGUCCCAGGAAUAAUGUCCAGCACCGCGCCCAGGCCCACCCCAGACCUGGCCCUUGCUCCUCUCCCGGUACAUGGCUUGGCUCUCAAUCCAGUAAUUCAUCCAUCUCUGGGUCCUGACCCAGACGGGGUCCCUGGCCCAGUGUCUAGUGACACUCCCAGCCCCAACACCAGUGGGACCACAGCUCCGCCCUCCAUCCAGGUCAACAGCUACUCUGUGGAUGCUGCAGACCAGAGUUUGAACCAUGUCUCCAGGCCCAACUCAGCAGGGACUCUCUGCCCAGACUCACAACCAGUUCAAAGGCCCAGCUCUACCCAGGCCACUAUUUUGAGUCCAGAGAAUCCUUCUAGCCCAAGUUCUGAGGAUGCCUCCAAGUCCCUCUCAAGCAAGGUUUUUGAUUUGGGUCAGAGUAACUCUAAUCCUUCCAGGCCUGAGCCAAACCUCUUUGUAAGGGCUCUCUCCAGAGAAGCCUUGGUCCGGACUCAUAGCAUCUCCAGGCAGGGCUCUCAGGUGCCUCUUCUUCUACCCUCUAACACCUCUUUGGACCGUUCGCGCUCUGGGAACAUCUCCAAGGCAAACCUGGGUAUAGUUUCAAACCUGAACGAGGCCAUCACGUUGACUUCACAUACUAUUUUUGCAUCUGUCUCCAAAGAAACCUUUGGUACAUCCUGGAACACAGGCUCCAAGGGGUCCAUCAGUGUGAUUUCCAACAGCCAAGCCAGGUCUGGUUUGAAUGGGACAGUCACACAGCCCUCACGUGCCAGCCUGAUUCCCGGCUCCAGUGAAGGUCUCAGCCUGUACUCAAGUGCCCGAGCACCCAACUCCGCUCUCUCUCCAUCUUCCUGCAUGACGCUGAUCCUGGGCUCUGAGUCCCUGAGCAUGGACUCCAGCUUCAUGGUGAGCGACACCUCCACCUUGACCCUGAGCAGCCAGCAAGAUUACUCUGAGGACAACAGCAUCCGCACCAUGCCCCUGGAGGAGGAUCUGGCAAAGUGGGACAGCCUGCAGGGUGCCACAGCUUUCCGAAGCCCCCCUGAGGGAACCUCGGAAGUCAUGAAGGCCAACGUGACAGAGAAGAGAGAGGAUGAGAACAAAACAGCUCCGGCAGAGAACACCAUCACUUUCCAGAAAAAUCAGAACAUCAUGGAAAUGAGUGAAGAAAAGAAGACAACGGUGAUAAUGAUGAUGAGACAGAUCCAGGAGGAGCCACUGGAUUCCCUUCUGAGCCCUGCUCGACAGCAGGCCAUGGAGAUCCUGACCCAGCUGAGUAAUGCCAAGCCUGUCCUGAGUGUGCGGGAGAGGGUGGACUUGGUGAGCACCUGUGUGCGGAGCGUCUUCUCGCUGCCCUCAGUACAGGCCAUGCAGGAGAAAGAUGAGGCCAAGGCAGAAGUCAUCCAGACGCUUUACCAUCAGACCUUGGAUUCCUUGCAGAAACUGCUCAAUGCCCUCUUUAUUCAAGAUCCGACUCCCGCUGGGCUGAGGAGCAUCCUGGAGCCCCUAGGGCCCUGGAUGAAUUCUGGGAAGGCCCAUGAGCGCGCACGGGCUGUGAACAGCAAUGUCUCCGUGUUGAACCACACGCUUGCGACCCUGCCUUUCUUUAUGACCUCGGGGUUCCCAGCGCUGGGUCUUCUGUUGGGGAGGCUCCUUCUUCGAAUUGGGGAUCCCGACGAAGAGAUCGGCAGAGAGGCUCUGGACGGCAUCACCAUCCUCUACACUAUCCUGGACCUCCAAAAACGAGCCAAGGACAAGGAAGAGACCAACAAGAAGGAGCUGUAUGAGAAUAACAAGCGCUUCCUCGGGCCCUACAACCCUGUCAGCCCGUGCCAGAACAUUCUGCGUGUCAUCGCGGAAUUUGGAGACUUCCUGGGGCCCCAGCAGGUAAGGGACCUGCUGCUAGCAGCCUUGGAAGGCCUGAAGGACAUCUCAGAGACCCAGGGGAAAGACUCCGGGGAGAUGAUGCAGCUGGCUUCAGAGGUCACGCUCAGCUCAGUGCUGGAGUGGUACCGCCACAGGGCGCUGGAGGUGAUCCCGGAAAUCAUGCAGGGCAUCUACGUGCAACUGAGCCAUAUCCAGGAGCCGCGGGCACGUGAGGUGGCCCUGCUGCCCAUCUCCUUCCUGGCCAGCUCCUUCAUGACUGAAGUUGUGGUGGCCCUGCUCAUGUGCCCCCUCCCUCUGGACAGCAAUGGGGCAGAGAUGUGGAGGCAUCUGAUACUUCGAAAGCCCAGCUGUGAUGUCCGAGACCUGCUGGAUCUGCUCCUGACUAGCCUGAAGGAGAAGCCUGUGACCAAGAAAGGUCGGGCCUCCAUUGUGCCCCUGGCGGCAGCCAGUGGCCUGUGUGAGGUCCUGUCCGUCAACAGCUGUGUGGGCCGUGUGAGGCGCAUCUACCCUCAGCUGCUCCUGGCCCUGCUUAUUCAGGUCCAUUAUCACAUCGGCCUCAACCUACCCAGCCGCGUGGCUCCUCGAAAGGAUGCCAAGGACGACACACAGCCACCUACCUUCGUCCCUGUAUGGUGGAUGGUGAAGGUGGUGAAAACUCUGCUACUGAAAAUGGGCUGUUCUUAUGAGUCCACGUUUCUGGAUGAGCAGGGUGGCUGGGAGCUCAUGGGCCAGGCAGAGAACCACUACCGGGGAGUGUCCCUGCUGGCAAGGGCCAUGGUGAACUACUCCUGCCAGGAGCUGUGUCGCAUCCUCUACCUGCUUAUCCCACUGUUGGAGAGAGGCGACGAGAAGCACAAGGUCACAGCCACCGCCUUCUUUGUGGAGCUGUUCCGCAUGGAGCAGGUACGUCGCAUCCCCGAGGAGUACUCCCUGGGGCGGAUGGUAGAAGGCCUGAGCCACCGUGACCCCAUCAUGAAGGUGCUGUCAAUCCGGGGCCUGGUCAUCCUGGCCCGAAGGUCUGACAAAAGAGCCAAGGUGCAGGCCUUGCUGCCCUCCAUGGUGAAGAGCCUGAAGAACGUGGAUGGGAAGCUCGUGAUGGAGGCCGUCCAGGACCUCAAGACCGUCUUCAAGGAGCAAGGCAAGAAGCUAAAGGACCGCUCAGUCUACGAGGAGAUCCUGCAGAUCCUGCUGCCUCACUUUAGUGACGCAAGAGAAGCAGUGCGGGCUUCCUGCAUCAACGUAUAUGGGAAGGUGGUCCAGAAGCUGCAGCUGCCCCGCACCCAGGCCAUAGAGGAGCAGCUGACCAGCACGCUGAUACCUCUGCUCCUCCUCAUGCAGGAGGGCAACGCCAAGGUGGGCCAGAAAUGUGUGAAGACCUUGUUUCGCUGUUCUUGCUUCAUGAACUGGGAGUUGCCAAAAAGGGCUUACAGCCAGAAGCCCUGGGACAACAGGCUGCAGACGGUGGCCAAGAUUUGCAAGUACCUCGUGAACUCUCACCGAGACAGCAUCUUCACGUUCCUCAGCCAGAGCCUGGAGUAUGCCAAGAAUCCACGGGCCUCCCUCCGGAAACCCUCUGUCAUCUUUAUAGGGUCCCUGGUCCCCUGCAUGGAGAACAUUAUGACUGAAGAGCGGCUGAAAGAAGUGAAAGCUGCUCUGGUGAUCUUGAGACAUGAUCUAGAAGCAUCCGUGUGUAUCUACGCAGCCCAGGCCCAGGACCACAUUAUGGCUAGUUGUUGGCGGAACUCUUGGCCACUGCCACAUGGGGAUUCGUGGGUGUGUGACCCAUCUAACAUGCACCGCUGGAGCUCCAGCUGUGAGAACCUGCCUACGUCCCACCAGAAGCGCUCCUGGAUCGUGCAGGCACUGAACUCCUGGAAGAUGUCUCUGAAGCAGUGACACGUCAAAGCCCCGAGCCGGAUCUCUGUAAAUACCCACGUGGUCACUGUCUCCGUCCAGAUGGCUUCCUCAUGAGAGACACCCCGAGCCCCUGUGUAGCCCUCACUCUGACAAGCCUGUGAAAAGAGCAUGGCCCUCACCUGUCGAUUC
This is a messenger RNA of Acomys russatus (golden spiny mouse), 3996 nucleotides long. RefSeq names its product maestro heat like repeat family member 7 (gene Mroh7). Lineage: Eukaryota; Metazoa; Chordata; Mammalia; Rodentia; Muridae. The coding region runs from base 1 to 3846 and encodes 1281 amino acids. The transcript has 22 exons. Gene Ontology annotation, cellular component: cytoplasm. The record is from RefSeq and is a predicted model, not a curated record.